This is a messenger RNA of Metarhizium album ARSEF 1941, 1275 nucleotides long. RefSeq lists its product as uncharacterized. Lineage: Eukaryota; Fungi; Ascomycota; Sordariomycetes; Hypocreales; Clavicipitaceae. The record is from RefSeq and is a predicted model, not a curated record. The coding region runs from base 1 to 1275 and encodes 424 amino acids. The transcript has a single exon.
AUGGAACCCCCCGACGUCGAAAUCCUCGUUCACGUAACCUCGCCCAGCAAGGUCUCCGACGACGACACGUACAGACGUCUGGCGCGCGCAUAUCUCGCCUUCCGGCCUGAGACCACAGUCGACAUCACCACGGCCGCGGCACCUCUGUCCAGCCAGCACUCCGCGUCGCCGAUUGUCCAGGAAGCCCUGUGUCCCGAAUCCCAAGACCUCAGCUUUCAAAGCGCAAUAGAUAACCGGGCCUCGCCCCGUCUGCGCGCAGGCGCGCCCUCUUCCUCGCAAACGAGAACAAGGGCCCUAAUCGCAUCUCCCUCGCCCCCGUCAUGGACCUCGCCGCCCAGCCAGAUAAGCGACUCAUACCCGCUCCCAGACGCCGCCAUCAUCAACACCACGCCAACCCGACUUCUGCAGCGCUAUCUCCAAAAGACGCCCUCGUCACAAAGCACCCCCUCGCCCAAGCAUCACCACACCGGAGCCCCUUCGCCAAGCAGCGACUCGGCCGCCAUCAACAUCCCCUCGUCGAUCCCCGUGCCCCCCGACAACGAAGCUCAGCCCCGUCCCAAGCCCGACACUAUUCCCGUCACGCCCCAUGCCCCCGCGGGACUUCACAAGCGUCCCCCCCCAGAAGACGAGGCCCUCGACAUCACCCACAUCUCCAACAGCUUCGCGUCGUCCCCGGCCGCAGAACCCGCACCGCCCCCGACCAAGACCGCCCGGACGCUCGUCACCGCGGCCCCGGCGUCCCAAGUCGACGUCCCCCUCGCCCUCGCCCUCGCCCCCGGCACGUCAGAGGCCGGCCCGACCCGCUCCCCGGACCUCUCCGCCACAGAAGUCAUCUCCCACACCCUCUCCAUCAGGCCGCCGUCUCCAGAAACCUCCACGGCCAACCUGGACCCCGCGUCCCUCGUGUCGCCCAAACUCGACAAACUCUCCCGCGACUUGUCCACCCGCUACAGGCCGAGGGCAGCUCGCCAGGUCGACCCCUUUGAAAGGGGAUACUGGCUGGUAGAUUGCACAUCGUGGUCCGACCAAGUCCGUCUCGACACGUGGGUCUUCCUGACGAAUUACCUGAGCAGCGGACUCGCCGGCUGGGGCGUGUGGUGUACGCGAGACGAGUCGCGUGACUGGAUGCGCUUCUACUGCUGGGGCUACGUGGCCAAACACAUCUAUCUGCUCACGUAUCUCGCCAGCGGGAGGGAGAUCAAGGCCACGGGCGCGAGGUGGCUUGACGCCCAAGGCCAGGUCGUCCUGCAGGUGGACGGCGCUGGGAGCAAGUGA